ACCCAUCCAUUCUCACGCCAACCCCGCCCCCCGGCGAUCGCUCUCGCCGCGCUCGUCGCCAAGCUUCAUUCGCCUCCCCGGCCCGGCCCAGCCCCUGGCCGCGCCGAGCCACACGCCACCGCGCCACUUGCUCGCGGGCGCGCCGAAGCUUCGUCGUCUCCGUCGUCGCUGUCCCGGCCUGUCUCCCGUGCCCCUCCGCCGCAUAUAGUGGUCGCCGCGUGUGUGAGAGCGAGCGUGCGUGCGUGCCCGUGGGUCGGCGCCGGCGAGGAGGAGCAAUGGCAGCGCAGGAGGGCGCCGCGGGCGGGAGCCAGCAGGUGGUGAUGCGGUGGCGGUACGGGGACGUGGGCGACAGCAACUUCGCGGUGCACGGGCGCGCCGUGCCGCUGCUCGUGGGCCUGCUCUGCGCCGUCGUCUUCUUCGUCGCGCUCUGCCUCUACAUCCGCUGGCGGUGCCACCGGUACACGCCCGACCCGGAGGCGGACGCGUCCUCCUCGUCCGCGGCGGCGGCGGCCACGGCGUCGCUGCCCGGCCUCGACGCCGACGCCAUCCGCCGGUUGCCCUUCACGCUGUACCGCCCGCCCGCGUCGCCUCCGAAUGGCCUCCCGGGUAAAGGCGACAACGGCGGGGACGGGGAGGCCGACGAACACGCGGCGGCGCUGUGCUCGAUCUGCAUCAGCGCGCUGGUGGCCGGCGAGGAGGUGAGGGUGCUCCCGCCCUGCGGCCACUGCUUCCACCCCGACUGCGUCGACCUUUGGCUCCGGUCCCAGGCCAGCUGCCCGCUCUGCCGAUGCCUCCUCGCGGCCGCCAUCAACGGAAGCGACGACGCCGUGUGAGCAGCUGUUUGGUUAAAGUAGCACAAAAAUUUUGAUCAAUAAUUAGGGGUAUUAAAUAAAUACAAUUUAUAAAAUUAACUCCACAACCCUACGCUACUUUGCGAGACGAACUUAAUAGGGUCGUUGGCCGAACAAUUAGAGGAUGGUUACAGUAACAUCACUGUAGCCAAUCAUCGAUUAAUUACUGUCAUUAUAUUCGUUUUGAAAAAUUACACCCAUUGUGAAAAAGUUUUCCAAAUAAACUUUAUUUAGUACUUCAUACAUGUGAGAUUUUUUUUUUGGGAAUUGUGUGCGCUACCGUGCUACGCAAACCAAACAGUGCCUGAAUCAACACCUGACAGAACGAAGCAUCCCCAUGACAAGCGGACCCCAGCUGUCAGCGUCCCCCCAAGACCCGGCCUUUGAAUCAGCGCGCCAUUUAAUGAUGGUCGCCGCAAUGACCGCGUCAGAUCUACUCGUCGUGAGUGCGCUUGUUAAAGAAGCAUGUGCCCUGUUUAAUUGCAUUCAAAAUUCCAAAACUUUACAAGAUUUCUCGUCACAUCAAAUUUUUCAACACAUACAUGAAAUAUUAAAUCUACACGAAAUAAAAAAUUAAUUAUAUAGUUUGCUUGUAAAUCACGAGACGAAUCUAAUAAACCUAAUUAAUCUAUGACAAAACAAUAAUUAUUAAAUACAAAUACAAGAGGCGCUGGUUUAUUUAGGGCCUGGUCGCCAAUGGCGUCGGAAGAUGCAGUGCGUGUGGCCUGGCCAGCUGCCCUCCGGUCAGUCCCCGGAGCUCUUUGGAGGCCGGCGUGGGGUCACCCCUGACCUCGCCGGCCGCUUUCCUACUGCUAGUAGCUUUCUCCGAUCACGGCUCUCCAAUGCAGGGGAAAAGUUGUGUAGCAUGUACAUAGCUUUUGAGUAUUUAUAAGCAGAGAGAAUUUUAACCCCUGCGGUGGUGGUUCAGGUGGAAUCUGUGUUAGCGUAACAGCUGCACUGGCACGGGCAAAACGCCCUUUAAUUAUAGUUGUCAAGCUCUCCGGUACUAUGUUGCGCCUCCUUUUGUUUUGAUUCCACGGAGCACAGUCCAUACAUGUACGCUUUUGUAAAAGUGGGUUUUGCAAAUAUCUGGAAUUUA
Panicum virgatum (switchgrass) is the source of this 1950-nucleotide messenger RNA. RefSeq names its product RING-H2 finger protein ATL66-like. The coding region runs from base 276 to 833 and encodes 185 amino acids. NCBI's taxonomy places the organism in Eukaryota, Viridiplantae, Streptophyta, Magnoliopsida, Poales, Poaceae. The record is from RefSeq and is a predicted model, not a curated record. The transcript has a single exon.